CAGUCUACCUUAGAUGCCCACAGUGAGUGCAUCCUAAGCGCCCUCUCUCUUGGACUGUCCAUCCCACCACCACCACCACCACCACCACGUACCCUGCCCGAGGCCUCUCAGUCACCCAGCUCACACACAGUGGAGACGAUCACACCACAGUAACAAACCCGUGACUUCCUUGCCUCGUCGCUAUGAAACCUGACGAGGAGAAUGUGGGUGUGGACGAGGCCAGCAGGAAAUUAACACAACCUCAGGGGUGCGGCGCCGAGUCCAGGAGAGCGGCGCGACAUGCAGUGGAUGAAAGCGAGGCCAUGGACGGGGCUCUAGAGGACCUCCAUACAGAAUUGCUUGACAGGGGAGAAGCGAUUUCUGUUAUUAGCCCAAGUCGCUCAGUGGAUAGAAGGGACAGACGACUCAGAGCACGCAACCAGCUAGUGGAGGAUGGCACGAGGGACGGGAGAGGGUUCACGCAAAAGCAGAGGCAGAAAGAGCAGCGGCGCCAUGAAGGGGACGCUGAGGGGGAGACAACUGGACACACUGCUGAGGAGGGCGGACGAUCGUGGAGUGUACAAGAGGUUCCUUAUCCUGUGCUGGCUGGUUCCCGUGUGCCUGGUGGUGCCGUGUGCUUACCUCAACAUCCUCCUUAUGGUGCAGGUGCCGUUUUCUAAUUGCACUUUGCCUCCACCCCCGCGCCAUCUCUCUCUCAGGGGACUGGAGGCUUCUGGUUACUCCUAAGACACUCAGCGGGGAACUCAAUCCCUGCACACUUUACGACUUCCCCUCGGCCCUUGGUGACCCCCAGUACGACCCCGGUACGGACAAGCAAUACAGUACCAGGGCUUAUAACACCACCCACGACAACCAGCAACACCCUAGUACUCCCCAGCCACUCCCCACCAGCACCCCGAUGGAGGAUACUGGGAGCUUUAAGACUCCUCCCGGUGCUAAGAUUUACACAGGUACCUCCACACAGGGGGAUACUGGUGAUGUUCAAGGAGUUACCAGUUUCCCAGAAGACUCCUAUACCCUUGAGGCGAAUGCCGGUACCACAGAAGAUCAAAAUAUGUCAAAGGGACCUGAUAUCACAAAGGACAGUGCAAAGGAACAUUCCGGUACUCAGAAUAGACAAAUCAGCACUUCAGGCCAGCAAGGAGGGACACAAGACCAGCACUCCAUUACUCAGAAAGGACGUCUCAGCACACAAGAUCAACACAGCAACACCACAGAUGACUCUAGCACAUCAGACCAGCAAGACAGCACCAAAAAACAGCACUCCAGCACUCAGAAAAAACGCUUCAGCACUCCAAACCAUCAAAUCAGCACUAGAGGACACCACACCACUCAGGAAAGAAACCCCAGCAACAUCAGGCAACACCACAACGCCACAGAACAGUCGGCCACACACCAAUUCACAAAUCCCUCCACCCAGACACUCCCAAGCAGUAAGAGUGAUCCACCGCAGCCUGACCUCCUUAAGUCACGUGUUGCCCGCUACUUUGACCCCUUCAAUGACCUGUACGUCCCCGGGAGAGGGAAGGAGGGCGGUGAGAGGCAGGCCAAGCAAAGCAACCCCAUGGAGGAGUACCUGAAGGCAGCGGUGAAGUGGCAGAGGGAGUACCCAGGAGUGGCGCCACCUGUUGCUCACACGAUGGGCUGUGUGUUCGGCCACGACUUUGACACAACCUAUGUGCAAAGUUCUCUGGCCAUGGAGUUGGGGUGGGCGUGUGAGGCUGCUAGGGACACUACCCUCAUGCUGCACGUCUGUGUGGCGGGGGGGCCAUCGGUUCCCUUCUCUUCGGCGCCCUUGCUGAUAGGGUGGGGCGCAAGUGGGUGUUCAUGCUGCUGGCGGUGAAGGCGGCGGUUGUGGGCUCCCUCUUCGUGCUGGUAAGAGGCUCCCUAGCGCUCCUCAUUCUGCGGUUCUUCGUCAGCAUGGGUCUACCUGCGAUUUACAAUGUCGUGGUUAUUACAGCCCUGGAACAAGUGAGGGACGAGGAGCGGGGAAUGAUCACGUCCAUUGCCUCCGUGUGUUUUUCCCUGGGCCAGUGUGUGCUCAGCCUCCUCGCUUGGCUUACUGAUUCUUGGAUCAUCCUUGGACUCGUCACCAGCCUGCCCUGCCUCCUCGCCGUCGCCUACAGCAGGCUGCUGGAGGAGUCGCUGCAGUGGCUGGUGGCUCGGGGCAGGGAGAAGGAGGCGGCCCUGGUGCUGCGGAGGGUCACCAUGAGGAACCACCCGAGGAACCCGCUAGCGCCCUCCCUCCUCCUGCUGCAGGCGCGGAUCAAGAAGAUCAAGGCUGGAGAGCGGGAGGAGUUUGACCAGGCUGGGAUGUGUCAAGGUGUCUGCAGUCUUAUAAUGGGUCUUGGGGAGUUCUUGGCCUGCUAUCCUCGCCUUUGCUUCAGAAUGGUGCUGCUUACGAUAUGUUGGACGGCCAAUCUUGUCAUCUACUUCACCACUACCUUGAAAUCUCCCUACGUGUCUGACAAUCCUUAUUUAGCGUGGUUCUUCUUGUCCGUCACUGAAGUUCCCUCUAAUCUGCUGCUACCUGUGUUCCUGCGCUACCUCGGCCGCCGCUCCCUGCACUCCGCGGGCCUGGCAGUGUGCACCUCGUUCUUCUUCGCUGCCGCUGGUCUCCUUGUCGCUGGAUACGAGGAGAGCUUCAUAGGGAUAUCCGUGCUGGUGGUGGUGGCCAGGAUCUUCAUCUCCGUGACCUACCUGGUGGUGUCCCUGCAGGCGGCGGAGCUCCAGCCCACGCCCUUCAGGAGCUCCCUUACCGGCCUGGCCUGCGUCGUGGCCUUCACUGCGAGCGUCUUCAGUCCCUCCAUCCAGACUGUGGAACCCUUGCACGCCUACCUCCUGCUGGGGCUUCUGGGACUCAGUGGCACACUCUCCGCCGCCCUCCUCCCUGAGACAGCGGGCCGCCCCUUGCCUCAGACCCUGCAGGAGGCGGAGGGGCUCACCUGGGGAAGACGCAAGCCCUCUUCUGCUGGCGGCGAGGUGGAGGAGGUACGGGAGGUGCUCAAUACUUCUCCUCCUCCUCCUCCUCCUCCACCUCCUCCACCUCCACCUCCUCCUUCUCUUCUUCUUCGUGGUGUCUCCUCUCUUGACACUGUGGCGGAGGAGUCUGUGUUGUGAUGGUGAUGUGAUGGUGUUGUGGCUGUGAUGCUGCAGUGACUGUUCAGUGAGUGAUGUAGUUAACGAUGAAGUAGAUGAUAACUGUGUUUCCCCCCAAAAAAAAGAGAAAAUGCAUAGUGAUGAUGAUGAUGAUAAUGAUGGUGAUGGUAACAAUAAUAAUAAUAAUGAUAAUAAUAAAAAUAAUAAUGAUAAUAAUGAUAAUAAUAAUAAUAAUAAUAAUAAUAAUAAUAAUAAUAAUAAUAAUAAAAGUAAGGGAAUUCCGUCAACGAAAAGCAAGAGAGAGAGAGAGAGAGAGAGAGAGAGAGAGAGAGAGAGAGAGAGAGAGAGAGAGAGAGAGAGAGAGAGAGAGAGAGAGAGAGAGAGAGAUUCCAAUUAAAAA
This is a messenger RNA of Scylla paramamosain (green mud crab), 3499 nucleotides long. Its product is annotated as carcinine transporter-like. Bases 1828 to 3120 code for a protein of 430 amino acids. Gene Ontology annotation, cellular component: membrane. Gene Ontology annotation, molecular function: transmembrane transporter activity. NCBI's taxonomy places the organism in Eukaryota, Metazoa, Arthropoda, Malacostraca, Decapoda, Portunidae. The transcript has 12 exons. The record is from RefSeq and is a predicted model, not a curated record. Gene Ontology annotation, biological process: transmembrane transport.